AUGCCAGCCACAGGAUCCCCCUACCAUCUCAUGCCAGCCAGAAGAUCCCUUUACCACCCCAUGCAAGCCACAGCAUCCCCCUACUAUCCUGUGCCUGUCACAAGAUACCCCUACCAUCCCAUACGAGCUACAGGGUCCCCCUACCAUCCAAUGCCAGCCAGAGGAUCCCCCUACCAUCCACCACAGGGCCCCCUACCAUUUCGUGCCAGUCACAGGAUCACCCAACCAUCCCAUGCCAGCCAUUGGAUCCCCCAACCAUCCCAUGCCAGCAACAGAAUCCCCCUUCCAUCCAAUGCAAGCCACAAGAUCCCCCUACCAUUACAUGCUAGAAAAAGGAUCUCCCUUUCAUCCCAUACCAGCAACAUCAUCCCCUACUAUUACAUGCUAGCCACAGGAUCCCCCUAUCAUCCCAUGCCAGCCAAAGGAUCCCCCUAUCAUCCCAUGCCAGCCAAUGGAUCUCCCUACCAUCCCAUGCCAGCCACAGGAUCUCCCUACCAUCCCAUACCAGUAACAGGAUACCCCUACCAUCCCAUACGAGCUAAUGGGUCCCCCUACCAUCCAAUGCCAGCCAGAGGACCCCCCUACCAUCCAUUUGAGGAAACCACCAUCCACAUGAUCCCAAUACCAUCCUAUACCAGCCACAGGAUCCUUGUACCAUUACAUGCUAGUCACAGGAUCCUCAUACUAUCCCAUGCCAGCAACAGAACCCUCUAUUAUUACAUGCUAGCCACCAGACCCCCUACCAUCCCAUGUCAGCUACCAAAUCCCCUACCAGUACAUGCUCCCUACCAUCCCAUGCAAGCCACAGGAUCCCCCUACUAUGCCAUGCCAGUCACAGGAUCCUUCUAUCAUCCAAUGCCAGCCAGAGGAUCUCCCUACUAUCCAGUGCCAAUGACAGGAUCCCCCUUCCAUUCCAUACAAGCCAAAAGAUCCCCCUACCAUUCUAUGCCAUUACCAGGACCGUCCUAUCAUCCCAUACCAGCUGAAGGAUCCACCUAUUAA
Molecule: messenger RNA, 1002 nt
Organism: Magallana angulata
Lineage: Eukaryota; Metazoa; Mollusca; Bivalvia; Ostreida; Ostreidae
Exons: 3
Coding region: 1-1002 (333 amino acids)
Source: RefSeq, a predicted model, not a curated record